Molecule: messenger RNA, 3451 nt
Organism: Neolamprologus brichardi
Lineage: Eukaryota; Metazoa; Chordata; Actinopteri; Cichliformes; Cichlidae
Gene: dgkaa
Product: diacylglycerol kinase, alpha a
Biological process (GO): phospholipase C-activating G protein-coupled receptor signaling pathway
Cellular component (GO): plasma membrane
Molecular function (GO): calcium ion binding; ATP-dependent diacylglycerol kinase activity
Source: RefSeq, a predicted model, not a curated record
GACUGUUGAAAGCAUUACGGUGCAGCUUUUAGCGUAUACUUCCUGAAGGAUGCAGAGUGAUAACUGCGCUUUUACAGCUGCAUAAUUUAAACGAAGCAUUACUUUCUAACUUCGCAGAUGGACGCACGGGACCGGAAUAACGGGUGUGUAUUGGCUAGCAAAGGAGGGCGCAGAUCAGCUGAGGCGGUGCUUCGCCGGAGGGAUCCUCAGUCGCUGCUCUGCGCAGUAGUUCACCGCUUCCACUCGGCAGACCUCGCCGCCUCCGUUUAAAGUUAACGACCACUUUGCUUCGCGUCUGAGAGCAGGAUUUUGGUUUGGAUUUUUUCUUCUGCACAGCGUCGAGACGGACUGUGUAAAGGCAACCAACACAGUGGCGGCGGAAAGGCAGGCAGUUUGUGCAGAAGCAGGCACCAUGUCCUCCCCCACAAACCCAGAGGUGAAGGAACUGAACCCUGUCGACUUUAUCCAGCUACAACAGUACAUUGAAUACAACAACUUGAAGGUGAAAGAUGUGCUGAGGGAAUUCUAUGCAGAUGGCAGUCUGGCCCGGCACAGGCAUGGAGAGUGCAUCAAUGAAGAAGGCUUUCGUCUGUUUCUCAAGACAUAUUUAGAAGUGGAGGACUUCCCUGUGGAUCUCUGCCAGAGACUCUUCCGCUCCUUUCAAAACUCUGAACCCGGCCAAGAAGACAGUACCAAGGAAGUCUUCCUUAAAGAUGUCUCAUGUUACUUCUCUCUACUCGAAGAUGGCCAGCCCAGGGACAAACUGGAGUUUGCUUUCAGGCUUUAUGACAGAGAUGGGAAUGGAGUUUUGGACAGCUCUGAAGUGGAUCGGAUUAUUGCACAGAUGAUGCACGCUGCAGAAUAUCUCGACUGGGAUGUGUCAGAGCUCAAGCCGGUUCUGAAGGACAUGAUGACAGCAAUUGAUGCUGACAGCAGCGGCACAGUUUCUCUGGAUGAGUGGGUACAAGGAGGCAUGAACAACGUUCCCUUGCUGGUCUUGCUGGGUCUAAAGAUGACCCAGAAAGACGGGCAACACCUGUGGAGGAUGAAAAAUUUUAACAAGCCCGUUUACUGCAACGUGUGUCACAGCAUGCUGCUGGGUUUGAGGAAGCAGGGACUGUGUUGCACCUCCUGCAAAUACACAGUCCACGGCCGCUGUGCAAACAAAAACCCGGCCCCUUGCGCCAGGACAUACGUGAAGUCAAAGAAAGAAAUAGGGGUUUCAACACACGACUGGGUGAGUGGGAACUGUGACUCUAGGAAGUGUGACAAAUGCCAGAAGAAGAUCAAGAGCUUGCAAGGCCUAACAGGCAAACACUGUGUGUGGUGCCACACGAUGCGUCACGAUCAAUGUGUGGACCAAGAGUCAACACAGUGUACGUGUGGGCUGCUCAGAGACCAUAUUCUUCCUCCAUGGGCCAUAUAUCCUGUUAUAAAGGAGAGACCAAAUAAUGUAAAAAAUGGCUGCUCUGGGUCAGGAGAUGACAGCGAGCUCAAUACCACUCCUGACGGACAAGUGCUUCAGAUCUGCCCUGUGCUGAACGCCCAUCCUCUUCUAGUGUUCGUCAACCCUAAAAGUGGUGGUAAGCAGGGAGAAAGAGUGCUUCGCAAAUUUCAGUUUUUACUGAAUCCACGACAAGUAUACAACCUUUCAAAUGGUGGCCCUGGACCAGGUUUGAGUUUCUUCAGAAAUCUUAAGGAGUACAGGAUCUUGGUGUGCGGUGGAGACGGCACAGUUGGGUGGAUUCUCGAUGCAAUAGACAAAGGCAAUCUGCUGGUGCGGCCACCUGUUGCUGUACUUCCUCUUGGCACAGGAAAUGACCUUGCUCGAUGCCUUCGCUGGGGAGGAGGGUAUGAUGGUGAAGAUCUGAACCGUAUUCUUAAAGACAUUGAGGGGAGCUCCCAGGUGCUGAUGGAUCGCUGGAGCGUGCAGGUUAUCACUGAUGAGAAUCAAGAGGAGGGUGACCCAGUGCCAUAUGAAAUAAUCAACAACUACUUCUCUAUUGGAGUUGAUGCCUCCAUUGCCCACCGGUUUCACACAAUGAGGGAAAAACAUCCUCAGAAAUUCAACAGCAGAAUGAAGAACAAGCUGUGGUAUUUUGAAUUUGCCACUUCAGAAACCAUCUCUGCUUCCUGCAAAAAACUGAGCGAAAACUUAACAAUCGAGUGUUGCGGUACUGCCCUGGAUCUCAGUGGUGUGUCUCUUGAGGGUGUUGCUAUCCUGAACAUUCCUAGCAUGCAUGGUGGGUCCAACCUGUGGGGGGAGACCAAAAAAGUGGACACUAAGGGACUGACGGCGCAGGAAGAGCCGGAGGUGAUCGUCAAUCCAGAAAUCCUGAAAGUGACAUCCCAAGACCUCAGUGAUCGGCGAUUAGAGGUGGUCGGCCUUGAAGGAGCGAUGGAGAUGGGCCAGAUUUACACUGGACUCAAGAGUGCGGUGCGGCUCGCGAAAACGUCUCAGAUCACCAUCAGGACAAAGAAAGCAUUACCAAUGCAGAUAGAUGGAGAACCGUGGAUGCAGCCUCCCUGCACGAUUCAAAUCACACACAAGAAUCAAGCCUGUAUGUUGAUGGGUCCUCCAGCCAAACCAUCUGGCUUUUUCAAAUGAAACAGACUGACGACAUGCAAGUGUUUGCUGUAAAUAGACAACUGACUCUUUUUCUUUGUAACAUAAAAUCAGUUUGGAUGUGUAUGUUGUAGAAAAACUGCAUUGUGACAGUCAAACUUAGGAUAACUAUUUCAAAUGUUCUGCAUUACUGUAACACAUAAACUAAGCAUGGCAUGAUACAAAUACAAAUGUUAUGGUACGAUAAGUUUGCAUUGUGGCAAAAAUGACUCUGACCAAAUUUUCUCAGUGUUUUCUAUCAAUACUCAACACUUGCUGUGUGAGUGCUAAGUGGAAGUGCUGCUCUGUAGAAACUUAAAGCAAGCUGAAUAUCAUGCGAAGAGUAGAGUAUUCAGCUCCAUGUGCCUUUAUUAGCUGUUCUCUUCAUUAUGGCUUAGGUAGACGAACAUACAGGCAUGCACUUUGAGCAUAGACCAUGUAGUAUUGCUGUUUCGUUGUUGUUUUAAAGAAAGUCAGAAAUAUGUUUGUGUGAAUUUGGAACCAAGACAGAAGUAAAGACAAAGCUAUAUUUCAGUGAUGUUGAAGAUACUUGAAAGUGUUUUUGGGAAUAGCAAAGAGGCUGCAUGUUGAUUCACUGCCUGUUGUUCCCGUGUGUGUGUUUGUGUGCAUCAGUGAGCGUGUAUGAGUGUGACGGCAUAAAGCUGAGAUAUGUUGAUUUUAAUUUGUAAUUUGUUAUGAGUUCAAUUCGAACUUAUUGGUUAAGAUAUGUUUAAACAUGUUUAUUUUUAUUUAAAUGCUUUAUAAAUCAUAUCAUUCCAGUAUAUCAGGAGGAUGUUGAUGUAAUAAGUGACUGUGUAAAGAUUUUAAUAAAUCACCCAGACUUCA